AUGAGCUCUUUCGUGGCAAAUAUUCUCAAGGCUCAAACAAGAUCAGCCUCUUCUAGAGCGAUAUUAGCCGCGCCAUCUAUUGUAUCUUCAAUUCCAACCACUGCACCAGUGAUAAAUCAUUGUCCAGAACAGGCACAACUCAGAAGAAGACUGCCUAACAGAUGCGGCGCAUUGAGUUUGAAAAGAGGCAUGAUUCCAUUUUUCGACGAAGCCAGCGGCAAUAGAGUGGCAGCCACGGUACUGGAACUCAACAACGUUGAGGUCAUUAUGCAUAGAACUCUAAAGGAUAAUGGAUAUAUUGCGUGUCAAGUUGGAUUCGGUGACAAGCACCCGGAAAAAGUGUCGCGUCAAAUGUUAGGCCAUUUUGCAUCCAAAAUAGUAAACCCAAAAGAAAAGGUCGUUGAGUUCCGCGUAAAGACUGAGUCAGGCUUAUUGCCACUAGGAAGUCUUAUAAAACCUUCCUUCUUCCAACCGGGCCAAUAUGUCGAUCUGCGGUCCGUAAGUAAAGGUAAGGGGUUUACUGGUGUCAUGAAACGUUACAACUUCAAGGGUCUCAAGGCGUCGCAUGGUGUUUCGGUUUCUCACAGAAAAGGUGGUUCGUAUGGUCAAAAUCAAACGCCCGGCCGUGUCUUGCCAGGCAAGAAAAUGCCUGGGCACAUGGGUGUUCAGCAAGUCACAAUUCAGAACUCUCAGGUUCUUAAAAUAGAUGAUGAAAAUGGAGUGGUUAUAGUGAAAGGUUCGGUAGCAGGUCCAAAGGGUGGCUACGUUAGAAUUCAAGACGCCAUAAAGAAGGCUCCGAAAUUAUAA
Molecule: messenger RNA, 807 nt
Organism: Lachancea nothofagi CBS 11611
Lineage: Eukaryota; Fungi; Ascomycota; Saccharomycetes; Saccharomycetales; Saccharomycetaceae
Source: the annotation of a GenBank genome assembly